AUGAUUAUUCUCUUAGCUUCAAUCAUCUUCUUCGUGCAGAGUCCGGUUUUUGCCGCCACCGGAAAAGAGGGUGAGCUGUUGGCCAGGCUGUGGACCCGAGAACAGAUGGUGAAGUUGGCCGGUUAUGGUGAAGAUAAGCUUUCGACAGUCACGAUUGGCGGCAAACUUCUUUGCAAAUCCGGUCGAGAUGACAAUCAUCCAUAUCCUAUCUCAGGUGCAAAAGUGUCUGUUUUAUGCAGCACAAGUGAGAGAACAAACAAAUCAUGGGCAAAAGGCAGCACAGAUGUUCAUGGUGAAUUCCUAAUUGACCUUCCCUCCAAUCUUCAUGCAACUCCCAAUUUAGAAAAAAAAUGUUCGGUUAGCGUUUUUCGAAUCCCGAGGAGCUCGCCAUGCUGGCGUGCCCUUACGGGAAAACUCGAGACAAUCAAACUCGUGUCAGCAGCCGAAGGUAUUCGUGUUUACACCACUGGCGACAUUCAUUUGGUGCCAAAAUCUUUGGACGAGCACAUGAAGGGGAAAAAGAAGACAAAACGUGCAGCAUUUGCUUUUUGGUGA
Molecule: messenger RNA, 555 nt
Organism: Striga hermonthica
Lineage: Eukaryota; Viridiplantae; Streptophyta; Magnoliopsida; Lamiales; Orobanchaceae
Source: the annotation of a GenBank genome assembly